AUGAAAGACAAGGAUGCUGCAAUUUUGUCAGAGAAGGGUAUUCCUGUUGUAUGGUAUGGGUCAGUGCCGAAAGAAACAACAAGAAGACCUGAUGAAUGUAGCUUUAGAGGUCUUACUGAGAUUAGUCUCUCCAAAGCCUUUCUUUUUGCGGUCACCCCCAGUUCCACCUGUGCUGUCUUUGGCCUUGAAGGAGUCGGCUUAUCGGUCAUCAUGGGCUGCAAGUCAGAUGGCGCCUCCAGGAUCAUUGGGAUCGACCUCAAUAAAGCCAAGUUUGAAAAGGCCCUGGUUGUAGGAGGCACAGAGUGCAUCAGCCCCAAGGACUCUGUCAAGCCCAUCAGUGAGGUGCUGUCAGAAAUGACAGGCAACAGCAUGGGCUAUACUUUUGAAGUUAUUGGGUGUCUUGAAACCAUGGUUGAUGCCCUUGCAUCCUGCCACAUGAACUAUGGGACCAGUGUGGUGGUGGGUGCGCCUCCUUUGGCCAAGAUGCUCAACUAUGACCCAAUGCUGCUCUUCACUGGAUGCACAUGGAAGGGGUGUGUCUUUGGAGGCUGGAAGAGCAGAGACGAUGUACCAAAACUAGUGGCUGAUUUCUUGGCAAAGAAAUUUGACCUGGACCAGUUGAUAACACACGUUUUACCUUUUAACAAAAUCAAUGAAGGGUUCGAACUGCUGUACUCAGGACAAAGGUCUGUGAAGUAUGCUGUUGGGAUUUUGAUUGGAACUGCUCUGAAUCUGAGUAACAGUUUGGAGAGUUUGGCCAUUUUGACAACAUUGACUCUGCCUAUCCAGAAGCAGGGACACCCUCUGUUUUUUGGUGUCCUCUUCAAUCUCCUGCUCAAGAAUGCCACAGUAUUUUUGUAG
Molecule: messenger RNA, 861 nt
Organism: Octodon degus (degu)
Lineage: Eukaryota; Metazoa; Chordata; Mammalia; Rodentia; Octodontidae
Product: alcohol dehydrogenase class 4 mu/sigma chain-like
Exons: 6
Coding region: 1-861 (286 amino acids)
Biological process (GO): retinol metabolic process; retinoic acid metabolic process
Cellular component (GO): cytosol
Molecular function (GO): zinc ion binding; all-trans-retinol dehydrogenase (NAD+) activity
Source: RefSeq, a predicted model, not a curated record